UAAAAAAAUUCCAACUCCGAGACCAGUUCAGUGAGCCCGGCAUGGCGCCAUACAUGGCGACGACACACUAUAAUCAGCAAUGACGUCAAAACUCCAAGCUCUCUUCAUUUCCCUAUAUAUCCAAUCAUCAGAAGAGCUCUAGAUUACUUGUAUCCAACAGUUAGCCGCUGCUGAUUCGUCGUCGUUCUCUGGUAAUUUUCCGAUCCCCUUCCGCUUCGCAAUGGAGAACACGUACGCCGCGGCAACAAUGGAACGAAGCGAGGCGGCCGGCGGCGGCCAGGCAGACAUCGUCAUCGUGGGCGCCGGGCUCGCCGGCCUCGCCGUGGCUCUCGGGUUACACAGGAAAGGGGUCAAGAGCUUGGUUCUGGAGUCGUCGCCGGUGCUCCGGGCGUCGGGGUUCGCCUUCGCGACGUGGCCCAACGCCUUCCGCGCGCUCGACGCCCUCGGGGUGGGCGACAAGAUCAGGAAGCCCCAUCUACUGACCCAGGGGUUACGCGUCUUCUCUUCAUCCACCGGAGAACUAAUCCAGGAUGUGGAUUUCACGAACGAGGGGAAACGCAAUGAGUUCCGCUGCGUCCGGCGAGACGUGCUGCUGCAGACCCUGGAAGAAGAGCUGCCAAGAGGAGCCAUCCGCUACAACUCCAAGAUCGUCUCCAUCCAAGAGGAAGAAGGCCACGUCAAGAUCCUGCACCUAGCCGACGGGUCAACUCUCAGAGCAAAGGUGCUCAUCGGGUGCGACGGGAUCAACUCCGUGGUGGCGAAGUGGCUGGGGCUCGCGAAGGCGACCGGAUCCGGGCGAGCGGCCACGCGGGGCCUCGCGCAUUACCCCGACGGCCACGGCUUCGAGCCCAGGUUCCUGCAGUUCAUCGGGCACGGCUACCGCGCCGGCCUCAUACCCUGCAACGACACCGACGUCUACUGGUUCUACACCUGGUCUCAUUCCCGAAACGAUAAUGGCGUCGACGGGAGCGCGGCCAAGAUGAAGCAGCACGUGCUGGCGGAGCUGAGGGGCUCCAAGGUGCCCGCAGAGGCCGUGGAUGUGGUGGAGAGGAGCGAGAUGAGCGACGCCGCGCCGCUGCGGCUCCGGCCGCCGCUGUCGCUGCUGUGGACGAGCAUCAGCAAGGGGAACGUGUGCGUGGCCGGCGACGCGCUGCACCCGAUGACGCCGGACCUGGGCCAGGGCGGCUGCUCCGCGCUCGAGGACGGCGUCGUCCUCGCCAGAUGCCUCGGCGAUGCGAUAAUCCAUGGCGCCGGCACGGAGAAGGAGAGGAUCGAGUCGGGACUCCGGGAGUAUGCCGGGAUGCGGCGGUGGAGGAGCGUCGAUCUCAUCGGAACCGCCUACGUGGUCGGCUUCGUGCAGCAGAGUGGUAACCCGAUCGUGAGCUUUCUGCGGGAGAAGGUCCUGGGCGGAGUGCUCGCCAGAAGGCUCGUCAAAAUGUCGGAAUAUGACUGUGGAAUGCUGUAAAAGGCUAAUAACCUUUUAUCUCUCUCGCUUGGCAGCCCUUUCUGAAGCAGAAAUAGACAUCGGUAGUACUGUGACAGAGACAAGAACUGCUAUCAAGGAACUAGAAACAAUAUGAUGUUACAGUAGUA
Brachypodium distachyon (stiff brome) is the source of this 1593-nucleotide messenger RNA. RefSeq names its product monooxygenase 2. The transcript is spliced from 6 exons. Gene Ontology annotation, molecular function: FAD binding. The record is from RefSeq and is a predicted model, not a curated record. Bases 221 to 1465 code for a protein of 414 amino acids. Lineage: Eukaryota; Viridiplantae; Streptophyta; Magnoliopsida; Poales; Poaceae.